CUCACGGGCAGCCGCGGGUGCCACCAUGCCGGCGCAGCAGAAGAAGCUGAUCUUUUGCACAGCCGGGGUGCUGAGCUUCGCCUGCGCGCUGGGGACGGCGGCGGCCAUCGGCACCCAGCUCUGGGUGAGGGGGACGAUCCUCUGCACGACGGGAGCGCUGCUCGUCAACGCCACCGGCCCGGAGCUGGACAAGUUCAUCGGCGAGAUCCAGUACGGGCUCUUCUCCGGGCAGCGUGUGCGGCAGUGCGGGCUCGGGGGGAGACCCUUCCAGUUCUCAUUUUUUCCAGAUUUGCUCAAAAUUAUCCCUGCAAGUAUCCAUGUUAGUGUCAUUCUCUUCUGUACAGUACUGAUUGUCUUUGCUCUGGUGGGAGCAGGGUUCUUCAUGUUCAAUGCUUUUGGCAGCCCCUACGAAACACUGCAUGGCCCCGUCGGGUUGUACCUCUGGAGCUUCAUCUCCUGUUCCUGUGGUUGCCUCAUCAUGAUUCUCUUCUCCUCAGAGGUGAAGAUCCACCACCUUUCAGAGAAAAUUGCUAAUUUCAAAGAGGGAACUUUUACAUUCAAGACUCACAGUGAACACUUUGCAAAUUCCUUCUGGACCAUCCUGGUUUGCUCCCUGGUGCACUUCCUCAAUGCCCUGCUAAUCCGAUUUGCUGGAUUUGAAUUUCCCUUUUCAAAACCAAAAGAUUCAGGGACAAUCACAGGAGCGGUUGACCUGAUGUAUUAAAAUUAUGGGAUUUAAGAAUAUUUCAAGUAAAGAAAUUUGUCACUAUUACAAUCAACAACCACCAGAUGUACCAACUUGUGAAUGAUUAACUCUAGAGAAGGUAAAAAAAGGGAAGUUUCAAAUAAGCGUCAAUAAGGUGUAUGCGUGAACAAAAGAAGAUGUGCUGGAUGGUAAUGUCUGGAUGGAAAAGCCCUCUCUCUUGGGGUAAGACCUUACUAAGACUUUUUUCCUGUAAACUUUGGAAAGUGGCUGGUAUGAAGUAAAACAGGAAUCUCAGUAGCAUUGCACUGAAUCUGGGAAAUCCAAUCGGUGGGUUGCACUAGAAACACACACUCACCAGCAGCAGCUUUGCCCUUCAGCCCUGGUGAAGGCAAGGAUGAAGCCGUGACCACGUCAGAGCAGCAGGGCCCAGGGACAGCCGGUAAACUUACAGACACCCAGCAAGGGACAGGACAAUGCACAACAUAGCUCUGCCCCAACACCCCUCAGACUCCAGCUCACAUGUGUGGUGCUCAGAGGGCAAAACCCAAACACCUGCACUUUGAUCUGGCUUCACAUGCAUGGCAACAGCAUCAUUUCUCUCCAUUAAACUCUCCGGGUUUUUUCUUUUAACAAAUCAAACUGUGCUCCAAACCCAGAGUCCUGGGUGCCCUCAUUUCCCCAGCAGUUGCUGCAGCUUGGUGACAAAGCUGACGCAGCACACCGGAUGCAGGGGAAAUGCCAUGUGCUUGCCCAAGGGAGGCAGCCAGGCUUGGUGCUGCUGAACAAACUCUCUUUGCUCAUCAGGCAAAGGGCAUUUCCCAGAGCAGAGUGACGGGAGUGAGCCCAGGUGCCUUCACCUUCCACUGCCCCCUCCAGAGAACAGCCCUGCAAGUUCUCAUCAAACACCACCAAUAAACCAAGUCAGAACCUCUGGCAAAGGGCAGCAAUAACGUAACAGACAGGCUCCUGUGCAGGCUGCAGCUCAGCAGAGACUGAGGAACGAGCACAUGAGGGUCUGGCACGGGAAGCCAGAACAGACGGACGCAUCAGCCCUCGCCCCCCUAAACAUCCCCGAGUCAGCAAAAGCAACAGAUGCUGCGCCAGGCAGAACCAGCCCAGCUACGGGCAGGCAGAGCCUCGCACCACCAAACACUACCUCUGUGGGGUUCCCUGGCUGCCUUGGAGGUGAGGUGCUCCUCACAGGACACAGAAACAGCCCUCAGAACAAACAUGGGUAGAGAACCCCUGCCCCAUUUAUCUGCAAGGGCUGCACCCAGCUGUGGGUGAGGAGCAAUUCCACCCAGCAUCCACUCGGUCCCCGGGUACAGGUCAGGCCCAGGUACCAGAGCCCUCUGUGCUUCAGGAUCUACCAGCCCACGAGGCCUUAUUGACUUUGAUGUGAUUUUUCAUACUUUUACUGUGAAAGGCAAAAUACUGCUGGGUUAUUGUAAAGGUUUGUCAGCUGUAUCCUUUCCCAAGGUGGCUCUGCCCCUGCAUCUCCCCAGAUUUUAACGAUGUGGAAGGGCUUCUGCAAAUCAGUACAGCUCCCAACUUUUUCAUAAUUUUCUUCUUCAUCUAUAUACAUAUUCUUCCUAAUGUUAAUGUAUGUUCUUAAAAUAUAAUUUGUAUUGCAUCUCAUGGUAUUGUUUACUACACAGCAAAUGCAAACCCAUUCCUUUGCUGUACGGAAAAGAGCAGCCCCAACCUGGGGUCUGAGUGUCCUCACAGGGGUCACUUUGCCCAAAGCCUGGCUCGACCACCCCCACAUCCCCCCCUGUGCCCGAGCAUCAGCCCAGCUGUUCCUGAGGCAAGCAACAACUUCUUACCAGCAAAAUAAAAUUAAGACCAUGUUUGUCUCAC
Corvus hawaiiensis (hawaiian crow) is the source of this 2566-nucleotide messenger RNA. RefSeq names its product clarin 1 (gene CLRN1). Gene Ontology annotation, biological process: equilibrioception; sensory perception of sound. NCBI's taxonomy places the organism in Eukaryota, Metazoa, Chordata, Aves, Passeriformes, Corvidae. The transcript has 3 exons. Bases 26 to 724 code for a protein of 232 amino acids. The record is from RefSeq and is a predicted model, not a curated record.